CAAGAAAGCAGCUUCUUUUCUAGCUCUGUCACUCCUUGACAAUCGUUCUGACCAAGCUCCAGUCUUUCGUUUGCUGGCUUGCUUUCGAUUUUAUUCUACGUACAGCGUUUUGAGAUACCCAAUAUGAAGGCUUCUGUGAUCACUGCCCUAACCUGGGCCGCCUGCACCAUGGCCGGCCCUAUCGGCCUCCGCGAUGUUGCCGGCGAGGACUGUACUUGCGAGAUCGAGACCGUCACGAUCACCGUCCCUGCUCCUACUGAGGUCGGCACCAUCGGUGGCCCUACCAACCCUCCUGGCACGGCUACCUGGUCCGAGCCUGCUGAGCCCAACCCCAACACAAACACUGGCACUGCUACCGGUACUGUUACUGCUACUGCCACUGCCACUGCAACUGAGACAUGGACCAACACCGUGACCGCCACAGGCACUGCCACCGGCCCUGCGACUGUCCCUCCUACAUCUGCUCCCACCCCCUGCGAUGAUGAGGAGUGUCAUGGUACCGGCCACCUCAUCCAGGACCUCGGCCCUCAGGUCAACCGUGCUCUGACUGUUACUGGCGCCGAUGGCGAGAGGUUCCUCGUCCAGGUCAACGAGGACGUCUAUAACCUCCUCUCCGGCAGGGUCUCCCUCAGCGAUUCCAUUGGUGAGAUCGUUGGCGAUGCCGCCACGAUUGGUGAUCUCAUUGCCGACCUCGGCCCCAUCAUCGACUGCAUCCUGACCAUCGUCGGCGAAGACAGCCACAUCCUCCUUGUCCGCCUCGCCCCCGAAGUCGCCGAUCUCCUUCGCGGCACUGGCGUCACCCUCGGCCUUGACGCCAUCAACAACCCCAUCGGCGGCCUCCUCGGCAGUCUCACCGGUGGCCUCCUCACUCGCGACGAGGCCCAGCCCUUGACGGUCACUGGCCAGAGCGGACAUGACCUGCCUGUUGCUCUAGAUGGCGUCGUUGGUAACACUCUCCGUGAGAACAACGUUUCUGGUCCAAUUGGAACCGUUAUUGCCGCGGCCAUCUCUGUGACCCAGCUGUUGCAGCACCCGCUCGCGCAGGACUCUGAGGACCUGAUCGUCGUUAUCGGCCGUGACACUGGUGCUCUGCUUAUCAGACUUGCUCCUGGUGUCGCUAGGCUGCUCGACGGUCUUCUUCCUGGCAUUGCUACCCCUGUCGGUAGGAUCAUUGCCGUCAUUGGUGACAGCUUGUAAACAACUUCCCGCUUUGUAACUCUGGAUUGGCAUGCGGGCAUUGAAAAUGAGGUUUGGACAUACAAAUUCCAUGUAUUAUAGUUGCCUAUCAUAUUUAAUAUAACAUAAUACAUAUUCUCUUU
This is a messenger RNA of Aspergillus nidulans FGSC A4, 1319 nucleotides long. RefSeq lists its product as uncharacterized. Lineage: Eukaryota; Fungi; Ascomycota; Eurotiomycetes; Eurotiales; Aspergillaceae. Bases 124 to 1197 code for a protein of 357 amino acids. The transcript has a single exon. The record is from RefSeq and is a predicted model, not a curated record.